AUGGAGAAAGACGACUGUGAAAAGAUGUCCACUAAAGGGCGGGAAACUCCAAGGCUAAACAUGGAACAUGGAUUUAUGCAAUCCAUAAUAAAGAAUCAAGUCGACAGAGAUGAGUACGACAAAGAACAGAAGCUUUUAAAGUUGCAAAACAAGCCAGGCGGGCCAUCUAGGAGAGAAAGGCCGAAAAGAGCGGCAAUGCAAGUUUACGUUCCUCCACAUUUGAGACAGAAAGGAACACAGAAAGAGAAAGAACAAGGAACCGCUAGUAAGCCCACAUCAACCUCUCCUAGUGGUGAGCUUUGGCCUUGUUUUACUCUUGUUUGUGUUUGUAUGAUUCACCACAAUUCAAAUUGGGAAUGGUUGAAUUGUGGCGGGAAUAGUGGCUGAAAAUUGAUGUCUGUGCAUUUAACAUCAACAUAUGUCCUUUGUUAUUAGAAAGGAACGAGAGCUUUUCUCAAUAAACCUUAUAGCAGCACUCUUUUGAUGAAAGAAACAAAUCCCUGUGAACCAUGUUUGUUUAUAAACUGAUCAACUGUAUCCUAGAACCCUUUAAAAUAAACCUUUACUAGUUGCACGUAAGACGGUUGUUUACACAUGGUUGACUAGUCUUCUCCUCGAGAGUUUGAUCGCUCCCAAACUGUUAGAGAUUAAGUUUAAAAAUAAACCUUGUAUUAAAUUCUCAACAUUAUCACUCGCUUUGACAAUGCUAAAAUCCAAGAAGGUUGUAGGGUGGAGCUAAGUCAGUAGUGCAUAACAGCCAUAGCAUACCCCCGUUUUUGCAGGAUGAAGUGAAUACAAAUAGUAUCAACUCCUAAAUGGGAUGUCAGGCUACUAUAUGUAACCCCCUCCCCUCCCUCAAUUUUUAUUUCAGGCUUCCAAGCCAUUUUUCUAGAAGUCAUCUAAUAGAACAGACCCUUUUAACACCUUAACACUAGCAUUCAUAUUCUCUUCACUGUAACCUAUACAUUUCUUAACCCUUUAACUCCCAGAUCAAAUUUGCAAUUCUCCCUACUGUCAACCACACAAUUAUUAUAAUGUUAGUACGGAGAAUUUAGUAUUGGAUCAACUAAUUAUUCCAAAAUUGAUAAUUUCUUUAUUCUCAUCACUUAUCUCAUUGGCAUUGUAUUAAUAUUGUAAGGGGAAAUUCUGUCUUGGUCAUUCAUGCAAGUAAAAGGGUUAAGGUGCAGACAAUGAGAAUUUUUAUUAAUAGUUAAGAGCUUCUUUUGAUUGGUGAUCAUUCCCUUUGUUCUCGUGACUUAACUGUUUGAUUCAGGGGUGAUAUUGUAAAGAGAAAUUAGAAAUUACUCUUAUGGGCUUAAUGGUGGUUAGGUUGUAGUGCAGUAUGUUAUGCCAACAGGUAGGAUAGUGUUAUCCACCCUUUGAAAGACUAGGCCCAGAACAGAGCUAUCUGGCUAGGGUUUGAAUCAAGAUCUCUCAGUCUGGAGUCUAACAUGCUACAGGUAAUGUCAGCCCCUUGCUUGGUCCUGCCAAGUUCCAUCACCCCCUAUGAAGCUCUGUCACCCCAAAUUAAUGGCAACCCAACACAGAACUACUGGUUAGGCCCCAGUGACUCCCAUUAUUCUACAUUAUCUAACAUAAAUAUAUGUACUUGCAUAGCAGCUUCAAAAACAGAAGACUGGGAAGCAGAGGAAAAACCUGCCUCUGAAGUCGCAAUCCAGAUGAAGCUUGAAUUUGUUAGACAGGAUGGGAAAGUAAGCAAAUUGGACAUCUGUGAGGUAAGCACUUUAGCCUUACAGUACCAUGAAACAUGAACAUUUGUUGGGUUUAAAUUUAGGCUGAUUUUGAAGCUUUACCUUGAUAUGCCAAAUAAGUUCCUUUACAGAAAAAAAUCCUACCAUGUACAUGCAAAAAGUUUUAUGGUGCCAAAUUUACCCCCUUUGUCAACUAAAAAGCUCUACAGACUCACAAAAUAUCAUCAACCAGUCAUCAACUGUGUGGAUGUCAUGAUAUGUGGAUAUUUGUCUAAAGUGUGUGUACCUACCUGUUCAGGUAUUGAGGUAGAGAUAGUGGAUAAGAAAAUGCCAGAAAGUAAAAGCAGGUGUGAAAAAAAAUGUGAAUGACAUUGAAAUUUAGCCACAAAUUUCUGCUUAGGAGGUAGAGAAAGUUCUGAUGGUCAAUGGUUAACAAACACCCAGUGCAGCUAAGUAUUUCUUUGACUGAUCUUUCCUUUAAUUUUCUUGCAGGGAGAAGAUCUUAAGAAGGUGGUGAGCAGUUUUGGCCGUGCCAAUGGCCUAGAUGCUCGACUAAGAGAUGCUCUGUAUCAUCGCAUUUCCACAGCUUUAAAGGAGAGAGCAGUGUAAUGACAGCAACUCUUCUAUUUGAAUUUAUUCAUAUUGAAUAAACUUCUUGUUACAUUUUAUUUUAUACCUAUUUCUAAGUUCACAAACUUUCUGGCAAAAAUAGCUUGUUUGAUCAUGUGAUAUGAAACUCUGAAUAUGAAUAUAAUUAAUGUGUCAUAGUCACCUUAAGUUUGGACUCUAUCAAUAGGAUUUUUUUCUUAGCCUCAUCUAAAUUUGAGGGGUUUGGAAGAAGUUAAAACAGUCAUGCAAACCUUAGAGGCCGUCAAAGAUUUGUGUUACUCUUGAGAAUUCAACCCAAGAUUAUUUAAUAAGGCUUUUUAAUCAAAAUGACAAUAUUCCUUUAUUGCUUUUGUGAGAUCUCUGUUAAAUACUUGUGUACAUAUUCACACUCUUAUCUUAACACACUGAUUGCCCAAUGAGAGCUCAUGUACUAUCUUAAUUAAUCUAUUCAUUUAAUAGGAAUAAGUUUUGUUAAGAAAAUUUUUUUAAAUUGUUCUGUUUACAUACUGGAAAUCCUUUCAAAGAAUUUAUUUAUAAAUAUGCAGAUUUUAUUCUAUUGGGAGAUAGGAAUAUGAAUCAUAGGUUUAAUGAAUGAACCUUAUACUGUACAGAUUUAUAUUUUCGUAAAUUAUUUCAAAUAUGGAUGUUUUUAUUAAAGGUUU
This is a messenger RNA of Pocillopora meandrina, 2983 nucleotides long. The record is from the annotation of a GenBank genome assembly. NCBI's taxonomy places the organism in Eukaryota, Metazoa, Cnidaria, Anthozoa, Scleractinia, Pocilloporidae.